Molecule: messenger RNA, 1242 nt
Organism: Uncinocarpus reesii 1704
Lineage: Eukaryota; Fungi; Ascomycota; Eurotiomycetes; Onygenales; Onygenaceae
Product: DNA-repair protein rad2
Exons: 5
Coding region: 1-1242 (413 amino acids)
Cellular component (GO): nucleus; cytoplasm
Molecular function (GO): 5'-flap endonuclease activity; DNA binding; 5'-3' exonuclease activity
Source: RefSeq, a predicted model, not a curated record
AUGGGUAUCAAACGUGCGUUUACACCGAUUUGCAAGACAAAUGUCGCAACGCUCGGAGAAUAUCUCUAUCAGAUAAUAUCCGAGAAUGCACCGGAUGCGGUUAAAUCUGGGGAGAUCAAAAACCAAUUUGGGAGAAAAACUGAUUACAUCCGCGAUACCUUAGAAUCUAACAUAAGCUUCCUCAUCGCCGUCCGUUCCGACGGCCAGCAACUCAUGAACGAAAGCGGCGAAACAACCUCUCAUCUCAUGGGUCUCUUCUACCGAACUCUCCGCAUGGUCGACAAUGGGAUAAAGCCCCUCUACGUCUUCGACGGCGCUCCUCCAAAGCUGAAAUCCGGCGAACUGGCGAAGCGAAUUGCGCGGAAACAGGAGGCUGCGGAGCAGCACGAGGAGGCCAAGGAGACGGGGACGACGGAAGACGUGGAGAAGUUUUCGAGACGUACGGUGCGAGUGACGAGAGAACAUAAUGAGGAGUGUAAAAAGCUGUUGAAGCUGAUGGGGAUACCGUAUAUCAAUGCGCCGACGGAGGCUGAGGCGCAAUGCGCGGUUUUGGCGAGGGCGGGAAAAGUAUACGCGGCCGCGUCGGAGGAUAUGGAUACAUUGUGUUUCGAUUCGCCGAUUUUAUUAAGGCAUCUUACGUUCAGCGAGCAGAGAAAGGAGCCGAUUCUUGAGAUACAUUUGGACCGGGUUCUAGAGGGGCUGGGGAUGGAUAGAAAAACGUUUGUCGAUUUAUGCAUUCUUUUGGGCUGUGACUAUCUCGACCCAAUCCCCAAAGUCGGGCCCAACACCGCACUUAAACUGAUCCGCGACCACGGCAGCCUCGAAAAAGUCGUCGAAGCAAUGAAAAAUGACCCUAAACAGAAAUACACCAUCCCCGACGACUGGCCGUACGAGCAAGCCCGAGAUCUCUUCUUUGAACCCGACGUGCGCCCUGCAGACCACCCAGAAUGCGAUUUCAAAUGGGAGGCUCCUGAUGUGGAGGGCCUGGUGAAAUUCCUCGUUGAAGGAAAAGGGUUCAGUGAGGACCGCGUGCGUAGCGGAGCGGCAAGGUUGCAGAAGAAUAUGAAGACGGCGCAGCAGUCGAGGCUAGAGGGGUUUUUCAAGCCGGUUGCAAAGACUGAUGAGGAGAAGGCAAGUUUGAAAAGGAAGCAUGAGGAGAAGCUGGAGGCGGCGAAGAAGAAGAAAAAGGAGGAUGCAAAGGCGAAGCGGGAAGCGAAAUCGAGGCCGAAAGGGACUGCAUAG